AUGGACGUCCCUCGCGGCUCCAGACGAACCCGCCAUGCAGCCUCAGUCGCCUCAAGCCAAGAGGCCCAGCUCCAAGCCCAGGCCCAGCUGGAGCUCGAGGCGGCAACGCAUCACCGCCGAAGCCAUCCGCGCAGACAGGCCGUGCAGGUCCAGGUAACGCCUGAUGCGGCCCUGGCUGUGGCAGCUGGCGCUCACCAGACGCCGGAGAGCAGCAACAACGGCAACCAGAGCAACCAGAGCAAUCACAGCAAUCACGGGAGGAGGCGCGAGAUGGAGCCACCACCUAAUCCAUUCCGACUGCAUAGAUUUUCACCUCCCUACAACAGACCAAGUGGAAGCAAUCGCCGCCCCCUACAGCCGCUUUCCAUCUCCUCUACUGGCGCCAUUCUCAAUCGCAGAGAGUCGGUCCUCAGACCGUUUCCCUCUCCAGAUAAAGAGAAUUGUGAUGCCACGGUGCAGGCCAUUUCCCAUCGAGUGGCUCACCAAACCAGAGAGAUUAAACGGCUGUCGCUCUUGCAAUCGCUCUUGUGUUCAUCCCAGCAGAAAAAGCGUCGCCGCAAACAGCUUCGACAGCGCAGUGGAAUUCGUCAAUCUAGCACCGCUAACAUGGGUCCAGCUACUCGCAGAAGUGCCACCAAUCGCCUAAGCCUGCAAUUUGACAGCGAUGGCUCUGGCGAUGGCGAUGGCACCGGCUCCGACUCGGAGGCAGAUCUCAGUCAUUUGGGAAUGACAAGGCGAGGCAUGACAGCGGUCCUGGAACAGCAGGCGGAUCAGAUGACCUACGAUGAUGAUGAUGCCAUGUCUCAGGGCCAGUACGACGAUGAAGAGGCGAGCUUGGGCGAGAAUGAGGACAUUGAUGAAAACGCCGCGGACAACUGUGACGAUCAGGUUGAAGAAGUGCAGGAGGAAGAGCCAUUGACAAUAAUAGACCCCGCUGUCUUUGGCCUCAAGGAGAUUUCAAACUUGGGAAAGUUUACAGUGAGCAGCCAUAAGCCAGGCAAUGGAGUUGAACAGCUUCGAAGUGACGAAUUGACGUCAUACUGGCAAUCAGAUGGCCCACAGCCUCACAAGCUCACCAUCUACUUUGUCAAACGAGUGGGUAUCCGAGACAUUCGCUUCUACGUCGACUAUAAUGAGGAUGAAUCCUACACUCCUACGAAAAUCAUUUUCAAAUCGGGUACGAGCGAGAACAACCUUAUUCAGUUCGCUGCCAUGAACAUGGAAAGUCCUGUGGGCUGGCAACAAGUACCACUUGCAGGGGUUGGUGGCGAACCCGAUGGCAACACCCUUGUGUCUUGGGUGUUGCAAAUGCAGAUACUUGAGAAUCAUCAAAACGGCAAAGACACUCAUCUUCGCGGCAUAAAGAUUUACGCCUUUGACGCUGAUGCGGUGCAGCCCAGCGAGCCGGAUAGCUCAGUCGAUACGAGCGGUCUCACCGAAAAUCAAGCUGCUGCUAGACUAGAGGACAUCGCCCAAACAUUGGCCGCAGCAAGACUCGAGAGUAGUGAGACGGGGUUCUCACUUCCUGAUUUCAUGCGAGAUGCGGAGAUUCGAUAA
This is a messenger RNA of Trichoderma gamsii, 1557 nucleotides long. RefSeq names its product anaphase-promoting complex subunit 10. The transcript has 3 exons. Gene Ontology annotation, cellular component: anaphase-promoting complex. Gene Ontology annotation, biological process: anaphase-promoting complex-dependent catabolic process; protein K11-linked ubiquitination. Lineage: Eukaryota; Fungi; Ascomycota; Sordariomycetes; Hypocreales; Hypocreaceae. The coding region runs from base 1 to 1557 and encodes 518 amino acids. The record is from RefSeq and is a predicted model, not a curated record.